Molecule: messenger RNA, 1286 nt
Organism: Salvia miltiorrhiza (redroot sage)
Lineage: Eukaryota; Viridiplantae; Streptophyta; Magnoliopsida; Lamiales; Lamiaceae
Product: phosphoenolpyruvate carboxylase kinase 2-like
Exons: 2
Coding region: 179-1021 (280 amino acids)
Biological process (GO): peptidyl-serine phosphorylation; protein autophosphorylation; intracellular signal transduction
Cellular component (GO): cytoplasm; nucleus
Molecular function (GO): calcium-dependent protein serine/threonine kinase activity; calcium/calmodulin-dependent protein kinase activity; calmodulin binding
Source: RefSeq, a predicted model, not a curated record
AAAUUUGGGUGCAGCUCCAUCCACCCCUUCCUCGUACGACCAGCUAAGCUGCAUUUGAACUUCCCUUCCAAUUGGAAUAUUCCCCACAUAUUCUGUGUCUCUCUAUAAAUAAGGCCCCCCCAAACAUCUGCUCCCUUCAAAACCAACAAAAACACAAACAAAACACAUUUCACAUAUCAUGUGCGACACCCUCAACAACGACUACCACCUCCACGAAGAGCUCGGCCGCGGCCGCUUUGGCGUCGUCCACCGCUGCUACUCCCCGAUUUCCUCCUCCUCCUUCGCCUGCAAGUCCAUCGCCAAGCGCGCCCUCUCCUCCGACCCCACCGACCGCCGCUGCCUCGACGUCGAGCCCAAGAUCCUCCGCCUCCUCUCCGCCUGCCCCCACGUCCUCCGCCUCCACGCCGUCUACGACAACGACGACUACCUCCACCUCGUCACCGACCUCUGCGACGGCGGCGAUCUCUACGACCGCCUCGCCUCCGGCUGCCGCUUCUCCGAGCGCGACGCCGCCGCCGUCCUCCGCCAGCUCAUGUCCGCCGUCGCCUCCUGCCACCGCGCCGGCGUCGCGCACCGCGACAUCAAGCCCGACAACAUCCUCUUCGACUCGCGCGGCCGCCUCCAGCUCGCCGACUUCGGCUCCGCCGAGGUCUUCGGCGGUGGAGCCACGCCGCCGGAGAUGAGCGGCGUGGUGGGCACGCCGUACUACGUGGCGCCGGAGGUGCUGCUGGGCGGAAAUUACGACGAGAAGGUGGACGUGUGGAGCGCCGGCGUGAUCCUGUACAUGAUGCUUGCCGGCGUGCCCCCGUUCUACGGUGACGGCCCCGCAGAGACCUUUGAGGCGGUGGUGCGCGAGAGGCUGAGGUUUCCGACGAAAAUUUUCCGGUCCGUGUCGCCGGAGGUGAAGGAUCUGUUGAGGAAGAUGAUCUGCAGAGACGUAUACCGGCGAUUCUCCGCCGAUCAAGUUCUGAGGCAUCCAUGGAUGAUAAAUGGAGGAGAGACAGCGUUAAAGGAGGAGUAACUGCACGAAGAGUAGAGGUGGUGAACCGCAGAGGACGGUGUCUGCUCCGAUGGAAUGGUGAUGUUGGUGAGGUUUUAAGAGUGAUACAUCAAAGAUGGGAAAUUUGGGCGGGUUUUUAAAUACGAAACCAAGAAUCGCAUUACCCAAAUUUAGGUGUUUGUUUGUUAGGUGAGGUUGAUGAAUUGAACAAGAGAAGGAUGUAAAUUAAAAUGUCCUACAAAAUACUCCUAUAUAUGUUGUAUAUAUAUAUAUCACUUUGGGUGUU